GGGUUGCCGAGUCGUUCAUGGCGCAGGCAUACUGGACUGGAGAGGGACAGAGUCGAGAGGAAAGAGUAAUGGCGCUGAGCAGGUAUCAGGUGGUACCUGGCGGCGGGGAGAGCAGUGGUAGUGAUGACGGCUGGGAUAUGGGGGAAGUGCGAGAACCAGACGAGAAAAUUGACAAGAACCCAGUGAAUGAAAGCAAUGAAGAUAUAUUUAAGAAAGCUCUUACUACUGGAAAUGUGAAAAUAGUGGAACAACUUUUAAAGUCAGGUUUGAAUGUGGAGUGCUGCUUUCAAUUUGGAUGGACUCCAUUAAUGUAUGCAGCUAGUGUAGCAAAUCUGGAGAUGAUACGUCUUCUACUGGACAGAGGUGCAAAUGCAAGCUUUGAAAAAGAUAAAUUCACUGUCCUUAUGGCUGCAUGUACUGCACAUUCUUCAGAAGAAAAGAUUGUGAAAUGUGUGGAUCUGCUUCUCUCAAGGAAUGCUGAUCCAAAUAUUGCGUGCCGGAAGCAAAUGACACCACUUAUGUAUUCAGCUCGAGAAGGGCACCCUCAAGUGGUUUCACUUCUUGUUGCACAUGGAGCAAAUAUACAUGCACAGGAUGAAAAUGGAUAUACAGGGCUAGCAUGGGCAGCACAUGAUGGGAGAAAGAAUAUUGUUUUGAAAAUGCUGGAACUGGGAGCUGAUAAAACGUUGUCAACAAAAAAUGGUGAGACACCUGCAGAAAUAGCAAGGAAAUUCAACCAUUUAGAGAUUUUCAGCAUUCUUUCAUUUUCUGCAAAUAUGGGUCAAGGUAAGGUGACUUUAAACAGAGAAGAGGCCAUCUAUAGAUAUCUGAAAAUUCAGCCGGACCAGGAGUUGAAGCAUACAAGUUACUCAACAUCCAGUGAUCUAGAGGUGUUUCUGGGUGGCUUGGAUUUGGAACACCUGACAGAACUGUUUAAGGAGAACGAUAUAACGCUAAGGCAACUGUUACAUUUUAAGGAAGAGGAACUCAAAAAGGUUGGCAUUAGCUGUGAAGUGGAUUGUAAGAAAAUUGUUGUUGCUGUGAAAGAAAUUCAAGUUGAAGAUGCAAGGCUUGAGGAGUUUUCCACAUUUCUGAACUUAGAAUCCAGCAGUGAUGAGCUUUUUGCAUUUCUUCUUAAACUUAAUAGACAGUGCAACUGCCUUACCCAAACAGUCAGAGCGGUUAAUGACCAAAUACCUUUGAAUCCACAGAAUAUUGUUUUGGAAUGGGACUAUACGCAGAACUUCACUUCUGUGUGUGAAGAUAUUGUCACAAGUGUAGCUGAUCUCAACAAAGAAGUUUACAGUUUGCAGUGUCUUUUGACUAAGUUCAAAAAAGGACAGCAAAAUACACCAUGUCGUGUGCCACCCUUGGAAGAUCAGAAUGGAUGGAGGAAGUAUGGGCUGCUGAAAAUGUCUGCUGCAAUGUUCUUAAGCUUUGGUUUUAUUUUUUUACUUGUGAAGGUAAAUAGGGACUGUUCCCUAUGAUGAAUCCGUAAAUCCGAAACCGAAGACUUUCAUUUAUUUUUCAUAGCGUUCUUUUGUGUUUUUGAUAUACCUGUUUAAAAGAGUUUUUUGUUAGUGCAAAAAUAUGUAUAUAUUGGUAUUUACUACAUAUUCCACUGAGAAUAAUCUUGUUUUUUUCACCCCUAAGAAUUAAUGUACUGUUUACUUUUUCAUAUCUCUGUGUUUUUAGUUAUAAGCUUGUAGACUAACAAAAGGUUAGUUUGAAUUUGAAAUACAUUGUUUGUAUUGUUAUCUAAACCUUCAGAAUAUUUUGAAUUUAUAUUGUUUACAGUUAGAUCAAUGUGGUCUAAAUGUAAUUUUUACUUUAAAUUACUGUUUUUCUUAUUCUGUAUCUCUUAAUAGCUCAUUAAAUGUUUCAAUGUUCC
This is a messenger RNA of Xenopus laevis (African clawed frog), 1891 nucleotides long. It is a transcript of the gene asz1.L, whose product is annotated as ankyrin repeat, SAM and basic leucine zipper domain containing 1 L homeolog. The record is from RefSeq and is marked provisional. NCBI's taxonomy places the organism in Eukaryota, Metazoa, Chordata, Amphibia, Anura, Pipidae. Gene Ontology annotation, cellular component: pi-body; cytoplasm.